CAGGGAUGCGCAACCGGACACACUAUAUGACGUGGAAGCCUCACCACCCCUUUCAUACUUUUUUGGGUUUUUUUCCUUCUUUAUUGUUUCAAACCCAAUUCCUAAUUUGCUACUCUUCUUUCUAUCUUCAUCAGCUCUAACAGCACUCCUAUGUCACGGACUUAGGUAUUUCCAAACAGAAGCUUCAACCAUUUUCACAGCUAUAUUUGUUAUUUUUAAGGCUUUAACUUAGACAAAUAGGUUUUUUUUGGUUUCCAACGAGAAUUCAGGAGUCGGGAUAGGAUUUCGGUGGCGUUUCCCCCCCUAAAUUUCUGGGUGUAAUAGUAACUGUAACAACCGGAGGGAUUCUAUUGCGGGGAUUUGUGGUGUCAUCUUAUUAACAACAACAAUAUGGCCUCUCAAUUCCAUCCUCACAACCAUGCUCUCGAAGAAAUGAUUAGGAACCUCAAGGUUGAUCCUUGUAGUCAACUGGGUGGUCCUCCAAAGGAAGGAAGCCCAUCUGAUGCAACAUCAUCUGGAGAAGCAACAGGAAGUGUUAAAGAAAGUGAAGUGGAUCAAGAGUCCUUGACAACAGAACCACCACCAGUCAUGCCUCCUCACACACCAUCAUAUUAUGGAUACUACUAUCCAGGUUUUGAUGGUUCCUUUGCUGAAUUGGAUGACCAAGGACUGCCUUUGGAGAUUCAGUAUCCUGUCAUGCAAGCAGAUAAUGGAUCUCUCCUUUACUUCACACCAGGAUUCCAACCUGGUUACAGCCUCUACAGCCCCGUUGUACCUGUAGCCACGAUUGGUGUUGAUGGACAGUAUGCUGGUCAACACCCAUAUCCGCCAAGCACUGUGUUUGCACCAGCUAUUGCCUCCCCUGGAUAUAUUCCAACCCCUCUCCCCUAUGGGUCAGAGUUGUUGCCAUCAUCUUACUUGUGGGAUCCAUCUUUUCUAGUUGGAGAUGGAGCAUAUGGAAGUGGUUAUAUUGGAGUUCCAGAUAUUGCAGACUCCAAACAAAAUUUAUCCUCCCCCAGUCAUCCUCGUAAUCCUCCCUCAAAAUCCUUUUCGCAUUCUGAGUUCAACAGUCCAUUAGAAGUUAAAGGCAGCUCACCAUCAUCAGUUCAUGGCAUGCGCAGUCAAUUCAAAUCAGCAAACAAGGCCUCCCAAUAUGGUUCACCUUUCCAACCAGAUGAUGCUCUGGGCAAGGGUUACUUUCCGAUUGCAAAACUUCAAUCCUAUAACCAGGGAAAGGGUGGAUUACUCUAUCCCAACAGCCCUGUUAAUCUAAAAGCAAAUAGUAGGGGUUGGGUUAGCACAGAAAAGCUGAAAAUGAGAAGCAAGGCUAAUGGUAUUAGUGAUUUUGGGGUGCUUGAGCAGAACCAUGGUCCCAGAACAGCCAGUGCCAAGGGUGCUUUGGUGUCUGGAGGUAAUGAUGCUGGAUCUCUUUCUGCUGAUGGGAAUGGAAAGAAUAACUGCAUAGCCUCGUUGAUCAGGAGGGAUCAAUAUAACCUUCCUGACUUUCCGACUAAAUAUGAUCACGCAUUCUUCUUUGUCAUCAAAUCUUAUAGUGAAGAUGAUAUUCAUAAAAGCAUCAAGUAUAAUGUGUGGGCUAGUACUCCGAAUGGCAAUAAGAGGUUGGACGGUGCAUAUCAGGAAGCAAAGGAAAGGAUGGGAGAGAGAGGCAGCAAGUGUCCCGUGUUUCUUUUCUUUUCGGUUAAUGCAAGUGGGCAGUUCUGUGGAGUAGCUGAGAUGAUUGGCCGAGUUGAUUUCAACAAGAACAUGGACUUCUGGCAACAGGAUAAGUGGAAUGGAUUUUUCCCUGUCAAGUGGCACAUCAUAAAAGAUGUUCCAAACCCACAGUUGCGGCAUAUAAUACUUGAGAACAACGACAACAAGCCUGUGACCAAUAGCAGAGACACACAGGAGGUGAGAUUUCCUCAGGGGAUCGAAAUCUUGAACAUUUUUAAGAACUAUGUGUCAAAGACAUCUAUAUUGGACGACUUCGAUUUUUAUGAAAGCCGCCAAAAGGUGAUGCAAGACAAGAAAAUCAAGCCAUCUAUGCCACAUUUUGAUCAUCUACAGAAAGCAGAAGACGUGAUCACUGGUUUUCAGGCGGUGGAUCUGUCUGCUGUGGAGAAGAUUGAAGAACCUCAGGUGGGAGACAAAGCAAAGGAAUGAAAGAAAUUAAUCCGACUGAUGGAUUUACUGAAGCUACUGCAGCAGCAACAUGAGAAGAAGUUGAAAGUUGGGGAGACGGCUGAAUUGCUGCUGACGCUGAUGCCACUUUGAGUGGAAUAAGAGUGAAAACAUUCAUAAAGAGAAAAAAAAAAAAAAAAAAACAGAAAAGUGAGAAGAUAUUUAGUGGGGUUUAUGAAGGAAGAAGAUGACUAAUCAUUUGGCUGGAGAAAUGGUGGCUAGGCAUGUCAAGGCUAGUUGUUUGUAUACCAUAAAAUAAAAAAAUGGAAAAAAAAAAAAAAGAAAAAAAGAAAAAAAGAAAAAAGAAAAAGAAUCAUGGAUGCCUCCACUAAAUGUGAUGGUAAGCAGGAGUAACCCAAUCCAAGUAUGUUCUCAUUUCAUAGUGUGUAUCCAUCUCGAUCCUUUUCCUUUUCUUUUAGUUCUCACAUUCACAUAACCUGAUUUGAUAUGAAGAAAUGUGGUUGUAAAGGGGUGGGGGGUGGGUGGCUUUGUCUUUUGUAUAUCUCCUAGUCAUAGGAGCGUGUGUGUGUUCCAGGCUGCAGGAGGGAAGGUGAUAAGUUUCUUUAAAGCUGGGGGUCCCUUCUCUUUUGUCCACUUGUUUUUAGGUGGAAGGACAGUAAAGGCUGAAAUGGGAAAUAAAAAAUAUACAAGAAAGAAACAGAAUCUCUAAGCUUUUCAUUCAUUAAUAAUU
Molecule: messenger RNA, 2872 nt
Organism: Vitis riparia (riverbank grape)
Lineage: Eukaryota; Viridiplantae; Streptophyta; Magnoliopsida; Vitales; Vitaceae
Product: YTH domain-containing protein ECT1
Exons: 9
Coding region: 391-2163 (590 amino acids)
Biological process (GO): mRNA destabilization
Cellular component (GO): cytoplasm
Molecular function (GO): mRNA binding
Source: RefSeq, a predicted model, not a curated record